AUGCUCGCGGUGCUUCAGCUGUUCGCCACGUACGCGCCUCGCUGCGGCCCUCGGCCGGCACUCCGUCCUCGCUCCUGCGCGUCGCUCGCAGCGGAGGCCGGCGCGCUCGACGCAGAGCUGCUCGCGUACUGGUCGGCACACGGCGCUGCUUGGCAGGCGCCGCUGCGGAAGCUGGACGUGCGCGCCGCGUGGAACUGCGGCGAGCUCGACGGCGUGCUCCCAUCGGGAAGGGCCUCGCGCGUCGCCGGCGGCGAGCGCCUGCUCACCCUCGCUCGCGCGCUGGAGCUCUUUGAGAGCGACGAGCUGCAGGUGCGCCGUCGCUUUCGGAGCAUGACGGCCGAGGACAUGGCGCCGCGAUGGUCGCGAGUCGUGGACGACCGCGCGGCGCUGCAGGCGAGCGGCCGCUGGGAGGAGGUGGUCGUCGAGUCGGACGCCGCCCGCCGGUUCGCAAGGGCGAGGCUGGAGGGGUCGGUGGAGGAGGCGGACGCGUCGCCCGCGCUGUCGCGUGCGGUGGUGACGGUGCUCUCGCCCGCCCUCAAGGCUGCCGCCAGACAGCGCGACAAGGCGGACGGCGGGCUCGAGCUCAGCUUAGCGAGGUUGAUGAGCGAUGCUGGUGUGGACCCAGCCGAGAGGUGGCUGACGGCCAAGCUGCUGGCAGAGAUCGACGCAGAGAUCGAUUCGUUGCCGGCGGCGAGGCCGGCCCCGCCGAGCUCGACCUUCGCGGCGGGAGAGGCGGAGCGCGAUGUGGGGCAGGCGGCGAGUAUGGGCGCGUUCGGCGUCGCCGCCGCGCUGGCGGUGCUGCUGCUGCAGAUGCUGGCCCGGAGCGGCGGCGGCGGCGGCGGGGCGCAGUCUGGACUAGAGGCCACACUCGACCUGAUGAGGUAG
Emiliania huxleyi CCMP1516 is the source of this 885-nucleotide messenger RNA. RefSeq lists its product as hypothetical. NCBI's taxonomy places the organism in Eukaryota, Haptophyta, Isochrysidales, Noelaerhabdaceae. The transcript has a single exon. The record is from RefSeq and is a predicted model, not a curated record. The coding region runs from base 1 to 885 and encodes 294 amino acids.